Molecule: messenger RNA, 732 nt
Organism: Paraglomus occultum
Lineage: Eukaryota; Fungi; Glomeromycota; Glomeromycetes; Paraglomerales; Paraglomeraceae
Source: the annotation of a GenBank genome assembly
AUGUCGAAUUCCGGACGUACCAUAACUGAAUCAGUUACUCGUACUAGUGAGAGUACACCAUCGCCAACAUCUGCGAAACCUGUCCAGGUUAAAUUGGUUUUGCUUGGCGAAGCUGCCGUUGGCAAAUCUAGCUUGGUACUCAGAUUUGUUAAUAACGAAUUUAGCGAGAACAAGGAACCUACUAUUGGCGCUGCCUUUCUUACGCAGAAAUGCCGUCUUGAAGAUAAUAAAGUUAUUAAAUUUGAAAUCUGGGACACAGCUGGCCAAGAACGAUUUCAUUCGCUUGCUCCGAUGUAUUAUCGAAACGCUCAAGCGGCCGUCGUUGUGUAUGAUGUCACAAAAGCGGCUUCGCUCGACAAAGCCAAAUCUUGGGUAAAAGAACUUCAGCGUCAAGCUAAUCCCAACAUCGUGAUCGCUCUUGCUGGUAAUAAGAUAGACUUGGUCGAGCCCCAAGAUGAUUCCGAGGUACUUUCUAACAUUUUCCGAGAAGUGCCUACUGAAGAGGCAAGAGCUUAUGCUCUCGAGGCUGGAUUACUAUUUUUUGAGACGAGCGCUAAGAAAGGAGAGGGUGUGGUUAAUGUCUUUACGGAAAUUGCCAAGAAGAUUCCUGUUGAACACAUCAUGUCAGCUAAUCGAUCCGGUUCACGCCAAAAUAUACUCAAUCAAUCAAGCAGUCGAAUAGAUUUCCAACCAGGUGGAUUGAAUGGACCUAUCGAUAAUUGCAUCGAUUAA